AUGUUCAAUAGCCGCCACCUCAAAAUGUUGAUCCUGCUGAGCGCUGAGCUGCUGCUGCUACUGGGCGCAGGCAUCCAGGGCUAUCCCUUGGACGAGAAGGACCUCUCCUCGGGCAUCGUUCACUCGGCCGGGUUGCUGGGCCACUAUGCCGGCGGCCUGACCGGCGGCGAGGCCUUGUCCAAGCUGGACUUUAGCUCAUCGUCCUCGCAUGAGUUGGGUGGCGAGCAGGAUCACCUGGGCUCGCUGGGCGACCACCUCAGCGAGGAGGGUUUCCCCUCGGACUUCGGCAGCAGCGAUGCCGGCGAGGAGUAUGCGGAGGCCAGCGAGCUGCACUCGCACUACGAGGAUGCCGGCGACCAUGACGAGCACAAGGCAGUGCCUGGCAUUGAUCACGGCAAGGGUGCCUUUAGCUACAGCACUCUGUAUGAGUUCAAGGAUCGCGAUGAGCACGAGCUGCAGCACAUCCAGCACCAGGCCCUGGAGCAGCAGGUGGAGCACCAGGUGGAGCAUCAGAUACUGGAGCAUCAGCACCAUGACCACCACCACGAGCUGAGCCAACUGGAGCACCUCUACUAA
Drosophila kikkawai is the source of this 576-nucleotide messenger RNA. RefSeq lists its product as uncharacterized. The record is from RefSeq and is a predicted model, not a curated record. Lineage: Eukaryota; Metazoa; Arthropoda; Insecta; Diptera; Drosophilidae.